Molecule: messenger RNA, 10860 nt
Organism: Gallus gallus (chicken)
Lineage: Eukaryota; Metazoa; Chordata; Aves; Galliformes; Phasianidae
Gene: AKAP7
Product: A-kinase anchoring protein 7
Exons: 8
Coding region: 18-1274 (418 amino acids)
Cellular component (GO): cytosol
Molecular function (GO): protein kinase A regulatory subunit binding
Source: RefSeq, a predicted model, not a curated record
CCCGCCCGCCUCCCGCCAUGCCCCGCGCCGGGCCGGCCGCGCGGUGUGCGCUGGGAGCUGUAGUCCCGCGGCUGCGGCCCCGUGGCCCCUCUCUCAUCGGGCCGAAGGGCGCGGCGCCUGCGCCCGGCCCCGUCCCGUCCGGGCCGCGGUGUCCCGGCAGCGAGCCUCGCUCGUCCCACCCGGAGAUGCAACGUGUGCUGCGCCGGCUGCUCCCCGCGCUGUGCUCGGCGUGGCCUGCGGCCCUUCUCGCCCCGCGCGCCCUUCUCGCCCCGCGCGCGAGUCCCAUGGCGCUGCGGCCGGCGGCGGCAGAAGCGGGUGGCGGCGAGAAGCCGUCCGUCGCAACCGACUCGACCCCAAAGCACGAUGGGCUGGAAAAUAUGCAGCAGGAGAAGAAAAUCGUUAAAGGAAAUAAAAAAAGGACACAAGAGGGAAAAAAGCCAUGUCCUCCUGCUGAUUCAGUUGAUUCUCUGAUGGCAGAGAUGCCAUUUGCCGACAUAGAUAUUGAAGAUGAAUUUGCUAAGCAUACAACCUCUGAAAUAAAUACAGAAAAGAAAAGGAAGAGGACGACUGGAAAGGAAAUUCCAGAAGGCAGUGAGAGAAAGAAGAAAAAGAAAAAGCAGUAUCAGCCAAAUUAUUUCAUUUCUCUUCCAAUUACUAAUCCAGAGAUUGCUGGCAACAUUCGGGCUGUCCAAGAUGCAAUAAUACAGAAGGAUGAUAGGCUUUCCAAAGCAAUGGUUCACUGCGGUUCGUUGCACGUCACAAUGUUAGUGAUGCAUUUAUCCAGCAAAGAAGAAAUUAGCAUAGCAGUUGGUGCUCUUGCUGACAGCAAGGAUUUUGUAGAAGAUCUCCUAAAAGGAAAAACCGUGGAUUUGUCUUUUCAAGGAAUCGAUCAUUUCAAAAAUGAAGUUGCAUUUGUGCAGUUGGCAGAAAAUGAUCAUACAGCUGUACUUUCGGAAAUAGCAGAAACUAUGAGGAAGAUAUUUCAAGAAAAGGGCAUUUUGGCAGGAGAAGAAAGAGCUUUUAAGCCCCAUCUCACCUUUAUGAAGUUGUCAAAAUCAAUACAGCUACGUAAGCAGGUGAAAAAAAUUGACUCAAGCCUUUAUGAAGAUUAUAAAAGCCAUUAUUUUGGAGAUGAAAUCCUGCAUCGCUUCGAUCUUUGCUCUAUGUUGAAAAAAAAGCAACCCAAUGGCUACUACUACUGUGAGUCCUCUGUUUUUCUUGGCAGGAUCUUUAUAUGUGCUGUGUCAGAUGUGAAUCUUAAAAGAAGCUUAUAACAGGGAACAGAUCAUGGUAUUAGAAGGUCAACUUAUUUUUUUUCUUUGUACACCUUUGAUGUUAUAUUUUGGGUCAUGUCACUUUUAAUGUAGUGGUGUUGGAAGACAUGGGAUAUUGACAUUCAUGCCAAAAGCUCAUGUGAAGACUUAACUUUGUAUUUUUUCUUCAGAAAUAGAAAUUCCGAAAUAGAGCAAAACUCUGUUUUGCAUGUUGUUAAUGAGCAGGGGUUCCUUUUCAACAAGAAUAUGGACAGUCUUAAAAAAUGUUAAUAAAUCAAAAUCUUCACUUUGACAUACUCCAGGAAAAAAAGAGAACAUCUGUUCUUGUAUGGUUCCUCUAACAGGAAGAAAGAAAUAUAAAAAAUCUUUUACACGUGUCCUCAACAACAAAAUGCUUACUUAAAGACUAUGAUAAACUAAUUCUUGUAUACAUUGCAGCAUUUUUCAGAGUUCUGGUAAUAAGCAGAAAUAUUCUUAACAAAAAUUGAGCAGAGGGAUAUCAACAAGCAAGUCAGUGGAUAUAACCUUUCCAACUUAGAAGCAUCCUAGCUUUUUUAAUGAAAAUAUUCAUGACCAAGGAAUGAUGGACUCCUCAGAAAGAGAGAAUAAAACAUACAUUAGGGAAAUCUAUCCAGACCAUUGUCAUCCCUUCUAGCUCAAUAGAAACAUCUUCACUGUAAAUAGUUUUAAAGGAAAGCCAUGACUUCAUCUUUAAGGACUAAGAACUCUUAAAAAGAAGAAAAAUUCUACUUAUUCUGAAGAUGCAUCCUUAAAGACUAAGAAAUCACAAAAAGAUGGGAGCUUUGCAAAGGUAGUGUGCCCAUUCAUCCUCAAAUUCUGCAAAAUCCUUAAAGGCACAGUGAGCAAAAAAUAAAAGGAAAACUGCUGAUACAGGCAUCUUUUCUGUCUGAGCUGAUUUCAGUGGAAAGCUACAACAUUCUAAGGCUUGAAAUGGACAGAAAUACAUGGGAUUAAUUCAUCAUACUCCAUUUUUUUUUCCCUAACAAAUCCUAUUUUUUCAUCAUCAUGAAAACUACACUGGAUUUGUAUGCCUCAUCUGCUGUUUUUCACCUACUCUUCAACACCUGAAGUUGUUCAUGCUUAAUGCUAUGUCAAAACUAACACGGUAGUGGAGAAGACAAAGAGUGUUUAUGAGCAGCUACUACCAUCUCUACAGUUUCUGUUGUUUAGAGCAGAUUUGCAUAAAUACUGCUACUAAAAGGUAGUGUUGUUUCCAGUACCCCGUGUAGGGUGUAGGUGGUAACUUGCUUUGUGCCUUGUGGUACCUUGUUUCCCUGUCCUCCAGCACUGAUGGUGGAAGUGCUUACUGGUCCUCAGGUCUGUUUUGAGAAAUUAUUAUUAAAUACACAAUACUUUCAGCAUGCCAGACACUUUGGAAAUGCUGAAUAUUAUUUUGUGUUAAUGUUCUUGUUUGCACUUAGGCCAUCUUUAUUUAGAUUUACUGUUACAAAACAAAUAGAAAAUACUGCCUGCAGUACAGAUUAAAAAAAAAAAUAUAUAGGAUGGCUCUUUAAAUUAGUGACAAUAUUGCAAAAUCCAGAGCAGUCAAAACCAAAAUUAGAUUUAUUUAUACAUCUGUCUUUCUCUCUUACUAUAUAUAAUAUUUUUUACUUGUGUUCUGGAUGUUUUAUAGCUAUAUCUAUAUGUAUACAUAUGUCUAAUGUCUGCACAUAUGUUUGCACAUCCAAUUAAGUACUUAUAUAUAUUCAAAUACUUAGAAAAAGAGAAAGCAAAAGAUUAUUUACCAUGGUACAAUAUUUUUCAUUUGGAUUAAAGUAAGGCUCCACUACUCACAAAUAUACUUCAGAAUGGUUUGGAAUAUGUAUCUGAUUAAGGAAUGUGAUAAAUAGCUCAUUACAGAUAAAAGCUCUUUAGAAGUAUAUUUGGUCGAUAUUGACACUGACAAUAUUAUUUUGGAACAUUUAUUUAAAUCUCUGUACUUCUUGAACUUUUUGCGUUAGCAGCAUUUCAAAAUGCUGAAAUGAGAUCGUCUUUCAGCUUCAGAGUGUGAGUCUCAUUAAAUGUUUUUUAACAGCAGUCAAUCAACUGGUAUUCAAAGCAAGAAUCAGAUGCUUCUUUGGCUUUAACUGAGUUGUGGUGUGAUAAUUCCGAAGGAAUUUAUGGGAAGUGUAAUUUUCACAAUCUGAACAGAAUUCUCUGAGUUGUUUUUAUAUGAGUAUUACAUCUGGCUUUCUCUAGCCGUAGUAUUUGCAUAGAUGUUCUUCAAUGACAUGACGUUAAGAAAAUGGAGCUUUCUGAUCACCACUUUCCUCAGAGCCUCAGAGGGUCAAUGCAUUUUUCCAAUAUGCAUGCAUCUGGUUUUUCUAGUUUUAUGUGCAUUAAUACUUAUCUAUCUAAAGGCAGCAGUAGAGGAAAAACAACUAUAUUUGAACAGAGUUCAAAUUCCUUAUUGUUUAAUUUCAGAGGAGAAACAAUUUUAAUGAAUUUUGAAAAACUCAGUAUUUUAAAUAUUUUUAAAUAUUUUAAAAUAUUAUUUGAGUAUGGACUUUGGGAAACAUAGGUAGCUAUGGCAUUCAAAGAAACAUGGGAGGGAAUCAAUGCAGUUCUAUCAAUACAUAUUUUGUGUGUAAUUCUUAUUAGAGACAAGAGCUGUACCCAGCUCUAAUUCUUUUUGUGUAUGUGCACUCAAGCACUUCUGUUUUUCAUCAAAGUGCACAGAAAAUACAAAAGCUGUAUUUACUUUUUGCUACUUAGAGUUUGGCCAAAUUUCAAGUUUAUGUGUCUAACAAGAUGAAAAGAUGUAAGAAAGGGUCAGAUGUAAUGUUAGAAGGGAAACACAAAUCGAUGCACAAUAAAGGACUGCAUGCUAUCAUUGCUAUUGCUAAGAAGUGCCACAACACAUGCCAGCUGGGUAGCUGCACAUUUAAAAAGCGUUUAAAAAUAGAGGAAGCAUUAAAGCUUGAUAUAGACAAAGACAGAGGUGGAACACCUGCUGAGAUUUAACAAUAUGCACAGCAUGUGAACAAGCUUUGAUGGUAUAUUAUGGAGAAGCAUCCAAUAUCUUUAGCAUAGCCUAUAGACACGUGCAUCAGAUUUCUCUGCAUCUGCAUGCCAGCCCCACAGGGUUUGUAUUCAGAAGUUAGAAUAGGACAUGACAGUGACAAUGGGGUUGAAGCUUCUUUCUCAAAGCAGAGAUCAGUUUAUUCUUUAAAGCAGAUAAAACAGCAAGCCAACAAAAAGUGCUUCUUCAGACGACUCACUCUGACACCUGUUGUAUGUCACCUCAGAUCUGAAAGAACAGUGAAUGCUGGAGUGAGGUGAGCUUCUCAAUAUGUACUCCCUUAGCUGUAUGAUGGGUUAGUUCAUUAUAUCACAGUAGAGAUGUUCAGUAGGCCAUCUGGCCAUCAGAGGGAUCAUUAUUAAAUUUUCUUAUGUUAAACAUGAGUUUGAUAUUAAGUAUCCUGCUUAAAUAUUUUUCAGGAUCGAUAUAUUAAGAUUUUUGUAGACGUUUGUUUUAAAGAAAAUGUAUUUAUAGUAAUAAAAUAUAAAAUUAAAUUAUAUAUAAAUCAAAGGAGGCUUUCACAUGCCAGGCUGCAUUUAUCCUGUAAACUGUGGUAAAGUUCUCCUGAGUGGUUGGUAAUAAGGUGAAAUAUGAGACUUCCUAUGUGAUAUCUUUGAGACAGAAAAUCCUCAACAGUAGUCUGUUCUUUAGUGGAAACCACUCAGCAGAAUGCUCUUACGUUCUGCCCAACCAGAACAAACCAAUCAUAUGUUGGGACUGUGUGCCAGGCUGGAGGUUGAAGUACUAUUAGAGCUCUGCUUAACCCUUGCAAUCUAGCAGUAGCAAUCUGGAAACUGAAAUAGCAGACAACAACCAUUUAGUUGUUGUGGAUAAAAGCAUAAGAAUAUGGUAAAAGAAUGCUCUGUUCUCAAAUAAUUCCUCAAACAGAUGGGUUUUUAAACAGCAGAGCAUUGGUAUGUCAGUCUCUAUUUCUCUGGAACUAUGUAGAAGGCAGGUGUCCAGUCUGCUUUUUGCAGUCUCUCUGAAGUGGGAGACACCUGCAGAAACUCAUUCAUCCCAUCCUAAAACACAUGUUAGAUAGGUUAGGGCUAAGAGGUGUCUAAUAUAGGGAAGAAGUGGAUCUAAGAUAACACCAUUUAAACAGUUGUUAGUAUUUGUUACUUAGUUUGCUUGUUAAUUAUAUAGAUACAAAAAUACUUAGAUUCUCAACUAAAGGAUGCAUUAUAUUUGUAAGGUUUGUGUUUGAGGGAGAUCAAUAACCUUAUAAGCAGAACAUGUUACAAGCAAAACGUAUUCUUGCAGACUGCUAUUCUUAGGCCAUCAGAAUUGUUUAAGUAACUUUUUUAAUAGCUUCGAUUUAGGUUGUUGUGGUGCACCUUAUGUUUCCACAUUACAUUUUACAGUGCUAGCCAGGCAGCUGGUUUGACCUGCCUGUGAUUGAUUUUAUUCAUACAGCAAUUAAACAUUUUCUCACAUUGGAAACAGCAGUGGUAAACAAGUAAUUGUUGGUUUGAUCGUCCAGAUUCUACAUCCUUUAAAAUGAUGAGCAUCUUUUGUUGAUUUCUUUUACUCUCCAUAAUUGCAUGGCAUUGAAUCACUUCUAAAAUUCUGAGUCAUUCUUUCAAUUUGCCCGUUAUCUCUCCUUCUCCUUGUUCUAUAAUUUCAGAGUGUUCCUAUUCAUGUUGUUGCACUUUUUAAUUUUUCUUUCCUUGAUGAUCUAUUUAUAGGCCAGCUUCUAAUUUCUCUACUGUAUUAGGAUGUGAUUAACCAUUCUUGUGUUUCUUGCCUAUUUCUGGCACACUUCCUAAAUUUUAAUUAGAAACAGCACUCAUACUGCUAAUGGAUAAAAACGUCUCGGGCAGCUUCACAGGGGCUAUCUCUUAACAUUUGUAAUUAGUAAUUCAUUCACUGUUUGUGAUGAGUUUAUCCACAGCUGCUACAGUUUUAUGCAUCCAAUAUGCUAAAUAGCUCUUUGCCUACAUAUAAAGCAACAGAUAUUGUGGGUUAAUCUGUAAAUUCUUUCUUAAAAGCACUAUUUGUUAGCAGUGGCAUGUCAUUAAAUACUGACGUAUAAAAGGGAUUCCUUUAAAUAUGGUAGAGAAACACUCACAUUUUAGUUUACAACCUAAAAGCCAGGUUCUAUAUGGACAGUGGAUAGAAAGUGAUCCAGUAGUUUCGUACAGAUCAAAGAUUUUCUAUUCACUGCUGAGAAUAGAGCGGUGCCCUAGUCAUUCAUUUUCUCUGGUCUUACAUUAAAACUUGAUGGAUGCUCUCUUUAGUUCUGGUGACAUAUGUCGUACACUGUACAGUUCCUCCCUCAUCGAUAACUUCACGCUAUUGAAACAUUAACCGUUAGCACAGCAUUUUUCAUAAUGAUAGAGCACUUUUAUGUUAACUUUGUAAUACCAGUUAUAAAUUAAAAGCUAUAGUGAUAAAUACUCUGUGUAAAUAGGAAGGGUAACAAGUUAGCUGAAAUGAAAUUAAUCAUUCUAAAUAUGAUUUGAAAAGAUUUUCAUUUCAGAAUAUUUAAUUGCUUCAAGGGCAACUUCUAAUGGCCCCAACUUUCAGCUCUAACACUGGCAAAUGUGUAAGAAACUUUUCAUUAGAAAGUGAAAGAUAUAUAAAGAAAUACAGAAAUAUAGAAAGAAAUACAGGAGCGUGAUGCUUGGUGUUCAAUCAUGCAUCUCCUAAUACUCAAAGUAAGUAAAGCCUCAUCAUCUUCCAUGACUGUUAUUUGUGACUCUGUGAUUACAUGUUAUUUACUUUCUAUGGGGCAGUUUUUGCAAAUUUCUUUUAAAGGUAUCGUAUUAAAAUUCUAGGGCUGUCUGAAGUCUAAAUGCUGGUAUUUGUCUUUCUAUUUUCCAACAAAAAGAUGUUUGAAGUAGAGAUGUUUUGUGCCAGUGCUGUUAGCAGCAGUUGAAAUGGCGAAAAGAUUUCCCACAAAUAGCUUUCAAAAUUAUGUGCAGACAAGGGAAGAAACUUGAUGAAGUAAACCUGCAGGAAAGUACAAAAGUGUAUUCCAGAUCAAUGAGAAUGUGACUCAUAGUGAAAAUUUUGUUGAGUAAAUAAAUAGCAGACAACUGAUUUGUCAUCACAUAGCCUAACAUGCCGUAAAGUACAAUUUAAAACUACCGACCAUCUUUUUUGUGUGUUAAGCAUUUUUGCUUUACAGACAUUUCUCCUCAGGCAGAUGUUGGUUUUAAAUACAUUGCAAAUAUGUAACAUAUUAAAGUCAAGAUAUGUUAAAUGCCUGAAAUAAAUAAACUGCCUAAGUUGUGAGGAGUAGAUAAAAUAUUUAGUGUUCUUUCAUUGAACAUACCAUUAGAAAAUAAUAAUUUUUUAUUACUACAAUUUUCCAAGCUAGGAAGUCACAUUUUGUUGCAUAUGCAUAUUUAUUCUAUGGUUGUAACAUCAAUAGGAAGCUAUAUUUGACUAACUGUAAUUUAAUUAAACUGUUCUUCAGUACCUGCACAGAGUGCUCUUUAGUAAUUCAGAGGGCGUACAUUGAGAGGAAAAACAGUUUUCUGUCAUUACAGUGUCAGUAUUUUUCAGUUGUUCUAACUAACUGUCCACAGCCUACCCAUUAUAGCAAAAAGUACUUGCUGACCAAAGACUGUUUAAAAAACCUUGCAAUUUUAAAAUUACUUAUUCAGGGAAACAGUGGAAAUGAGUUUUAAUACGUGGUUGGUGUUUUCCUAGUUUGUUGACUUAUUAAAAGAUGUUUAGGUCAGAAUGCCUAGAUACUGAGCUUUGUUGCUUUAAUCAAGAGAAUAAACAAAAGGCUUCUUUACACAUAAAACUGUUCCUGAUUAAAUACACAUGGAAAAUGGGUCAAGCUGAACAGGAACAAAGCACUCUUAUUCCAAAAUAAGAGUGUUCACAUAUGGAAUUGUCCAGAAAUGGCAUUUAGUACUUUAAAAUGCCCAGCCAGUGUUAAUCUGUUUUAUCUUUCAAAUGCAGGAAGGCGCUACGCUUUUCCUUCUUCGUUUUUGUCUAUCGUAUUGGAAACACAAAGCACUGCAUGUUAAAAUUUACAUCACUUAAUUAGGACAUAUACAACCCUUGGCAGAAAAGGAGACAUGUUGGUCCAUAUUUAUUAUUAGAAAUGUUAUUUUUACUACUGUGUUGCAGUUGUACUGGAUCAAUGUGAAGAAAUGAUUUCCAGGAUAUACCUUCGCUUUUCAUAUGUUUAUUUGUCAAGAGAUAUAUGGCCGUUCUUUGGUGAAGAAAAAAAAAAAGAAAAACUGUACUAGAAGCAUUAAUAUAAUAUUAAAGAGACAAAAACUUAUGAUUGUUAUGAUGUGACCAUAUAAACACAUGAAAGCAAAUGAAAGUAAUAAUUAUUUUACAUGGCAAAUAUAGCUGCUUCUCACAGAUGUACUUUUUUAGAAGCAUCACUUGAAUUCUUUGUUAUCUUUAUUGCGAGUCAAUUCAGUUUUCUCUGUAUUGCAGUUACCUUCCCUGACACAUUAGCCGAGAUGCAUAGAUGCUAAUCUCUCAACUGCUAUCCAUAAUCUGGAUUAGCUGUUACCUCAGUCAUUUGAAUCAUCCAAUUCUUUUGCAGUUAUCUAGUUAUCUAGUCUCAGCUUCUCAUGUGAUUCUGUGAUUCUAUGUAUAUUUUUUCUUUUGAGACAUAUGCAGAACACCUUGAUAGUCUUUCUUCAUAAUUCAUUACUUGGAUUGGUUUGAAUGUACUUACUGGUUAUAUAUUUUUUCAGGAUAGUUUUUCUCAACUAGGAAGGUCAUAAAGACAUUCUUUUUCUCCAAAUGGGUUUUAAAAUAUUAUAAUACAUUUUUUUCUGUAUAGACAGCACAAACAUAUCAAAGUAAACCUAACAAUGUAAUUUGAAAUACAGAUGUGUAAAUACCAAGGCUUUGUUAUUUUUAAAUUUGUAAAUAUUUUCCCAUUGAAGAACAAUAUGAAUUUUUACUGCUUCUCUGCAUUAUUGUGCCUUAUUUUUUUUACUUACAUUAUCAAUUUGUGCAGUGAAGCUGUGAUUAUUCAAAUUGCUUACAAGGAAAAAGGGUAAGAUUUUUUAAAAAUCUGAGUUCUUUCUGAUUUUUCAUGUCCUUUCAUUUCUAAACUCUUCAAUCACUUUCUGUCCUUUUUUCCCCAUGUCUUUCAUGUUUUGGGAUUUCAUGUGGUACAAGGCCAGUAGUGGUGAGACACACAUAAUGAAAUUUCAGGAAAAUAAAUAUUUGGGGAAAACAACUCUGUAGUACAGUAGACUUAAAGGUAAAAAUUAGCACAGAGAAUUGCACAGAGUACAGUGCAAUAGUCAAGUAAAAGUGUUUCUGAAAGUUUCGAUCCUACUUAGCAUCCCUCUUUUUUGGAUGAGUUGCAACCCUUAGAAGCAUGGAAUUAAUCAGCUGCUGAUAUUAUGCUCACUGUUUAUAGAUGUAACUAUUAUGACAAUUGCUUUUUUGUUUGAACUCAUUAGUCUUUGUUGAUUACUUUAAUGGAAGAAUUUAUUUAAUUUAAUGGAAGGUGUUGCAUUCUGUCAUACGCAUACAUUCUUGAAUGUACAUUUACAUAGAGCCAGACUAAUCGUGGAGACAUUCAAACUCAGGAUGGAUGGGGCUCUGAGCAGCCUGAUCGAGCUGUAGGUAUCCCUGUUCAUUGCGGAAGAGUUGGACUGGAUGGCCUUUAAAGGUCCCUUCCAACUCAAACGAUUUCAUGAAAUUCAAAUGUAAUGGUCCACCACUGCAACUCUAUUACAAACUUUGUGCUAUUAGUGCACUGAUAUUAACAAUUCUCUCUACAGACUCUAUCUUAAGGGCUGUUCUCCAAACAGAUUUCCAUUCCUGGUCCAGUCUUGCAUGCAAUGAAAUAUAACCCAUGGACUGAAUGAAUGUUAUUUACUUGACUGAAAUGUGUAUUUGAUAGGUGUGUUAUGUUGACAAGUUCUGUUACUCUGUAUUAUAGAAGAAGUGUAUUAUAUGUCUGUGUAGAACCAAAAGUUACAAUUCAAAGAAAGGAAUAUCUUUUGCAGACAUGUGGUCCCAAAAUAGGAUGCCUCCAUUUCUAGGCUGUUCAAAAUGAACAGGAAUACUACUACACGAGUGCUUGACUAUAGUAGUAUGUAUAUGUUUUUAUUCUAUUUUUGGAUGCAGACAUAUCAGUCAAAAUGCUCUGUUUGUUCUUCUCUUUUAGUGGUAUUCAUUCAUUAAAGGCAAAUUAUCAACAUAUAGGGUUGAUAUAUGUGUGUGUGCAUUUCCAUGUUUGUGUAUGUGCACAUACAUGCAUGUCUAUAUACUGUAAUGCUGCUAUUUACUUAACUAAAAGUUGCCUUUAAGCAGCUCUUUUCUCUCUGGAAACCUUUUAAGCAACUGAGCCUCAGAAUUAGUGUGUUCACAUGGAGGGAGUUAGAAAAAGCACAAAAGAAAUGCAUUUGAAUAAGCAUGCACUUUUGUACAUUCUUUGACGAUUCGAUUGUUAUGACAUACCAAAGCUGCUUCCUACCAGUCGCAUGGAUUACAGAUUACCCCCUACAUAUAGGCUUUGGACUGAGUAAAGCCCAGAUGUUCUUUCUCACAUGUACUGUUAUUACGUGAUUAAAUAAAAUGUUCUUGUGUUUGGAA